GGUUUAUAAUAUAGCUCGACGAUCAAAGUGAGUAGUUGAUAUUCGAUACCGCAUCGUUGAGCAGAGAGCGUUGGGGAGUGGAACUUGGAAGGAAAGAUGGGAGUAACGAAGGAGGAGGUUGAAGCUACCUUGACUUCAAAAUUGAACCCUUCUCGCAUCGAAGUAACUGAUACAUCUGGAGGUUGUGGUGCAAGCUUUGAGAUUGAGAUUGUAUCAGAACAGUUUGAAGGGAAGAGAUUGCUGGAAAGGCAUCGGAUGGUGAACACUGCAUUGGCAGAGGAGAUGAAACAAAUCCAUGCACUCUCAAUAAAGAAAGCUCUUACUCCUGCACAGUGGAAACAGCAACAAGAGUCGAACAGUACUCAAUCUGCAUAGUGGCCUUUUAAAAUAUUUCAGAUGUUGAGAGGAAGACAUCUAAGUGCAUAUUGUUCUACAGCUAAUUACAACUUGUAUAAGAAGUUUUAACAUUUAUGCAUCACUUUUGUAUUAAAUCAUUUAUCUUACCUAAUUACUGCUCAAAACUUUUUGUUUUAGUUCUACUGGUGGAUUGUUGUUGAUCUUAAAUUACUUUUGCAUGUGGGUGAGCAUUUU
Telopea speciosissima is the source of this 591-nucleotide messenger RNA. Its product is annotated as protein BOLA2. Gene Ontology annotation, molecular function: 2 iron, 2 sulfur cluster binding. Gene Ontology annotation, biological process: intracellular iron ion homeostasis. Gene Ontology annotation, cellular component: cytosol; nucleus. The record is from RefSeq and is a predicted model, not a curated record. The transcript has 3 exons. Lineage: Eukaryota; Viridiplantae; Streptophyta; Magnoliopsida; Proteales; Proteaceae. The coding region runs from base 97 to 375 and encodes 92 amino acids.